AUCGAUCCGGCGUAACCGUAGUGGGUUGAUUGGCAAUCCCCCACCUGGAUAAUCAGGGUUCAGUUCCUGGGGGAGUGACACAGGCUCAAAUGGUAGGCCAGUACUGCUGAGCUGGAGCUGAAGUAGAUUUGCAGUUGGAAGCUUAUGCUGAUUGUGCAAGUGGUUAGCGAUUAGAAUAGCUUGUAGUUAGUUAGAAGCAGGGUUAGAUAGUUGAUUAGUUGGUUAACCCAACUAUCUGUUGUAAUCAACCUCAAAUAUAUAAGGGGACUGCUCUGUAAUUCUUUUGUUGAUCUGAUGAAUCAAAAAAGUAGACCCUUUUCUCUCCUCUCUGGUUCUCCCUCCUUCUCUGGUUCUUCUUCCUCCCUGGCUCUGUUUUCUCCUUCUUGAUUCUCUUGGUUCUGGUGCUAUCACGGAGACUGCAAGAGAGUUUACUCCAGCGAUCAAGAUUCCUUUCCUAGGGGAGUCUUUCAUUCAAUAUCAAAAUCCUGUUCCCAUAAGCAAAUUACUGAUUACAAAUUAAUGAAAUACUAAAAUACAUGGCAGCUUGAUGCUUGGCCUCUCUUUUUUACGGCCGAAGGGGACCUUAAAUGGAUAUUUUUUGGCUUGGACCCAAGAUUUACGCUCAUCAGACAGAAGAAGCAGAAGACCAAAAAAUUAGUGCGCCCACGGUUGAGAUCAAACUAGUUUGUUAAUGCAAAGUCUGAUUUUUUCCCCCAAUUUCUCAUCCAAAAUAUCCCAAAUUUAAGCAGUAGCUGUCAUAUUGUCCAAGCUCCUGUUUCUUCACCAUUAUGGAAUGCUUUCCUCCAGCAAGAUGAUAGUUAAAAACUGUAUCACUGUUGCAUACAACUUUACAAAUUGUGCAUAUUCUAACUGCCUCUGCAGCUGCUCCACUUUCAACUACUUUCCAUUUUUUUGUCUCCAAGUACUCCUCAGGCUGGGCUGCCUUUCUCAGAAGCUGCCCAUGUUUUUUUUGGAUCAGCAUCUGACGCUGCUCAUCAAUGGUUCUGCCCUUACUAGAAUUUUCUUCUGGCCCAAUCACUGGAUUACUUGAUCCUGCUGAAGCACCAGGGGUAAAUAGAGUAGCUUCUUGUAACUUCUCCAAGUUCUUCUUGUGCUUUUUCCCCAACUUAUGCUGAUCAAGAACAUCUUUGCUAGAACAAUCAAUCUGGCAAAUUUCACAAUAUGUAGCUUGGAAAAUCUUAGUUUCCUUUGGACGCUUCUUGCAGUUGUGUUUCACAUGAGGCAGUGCCUUAGGGUUAACCCAUUGAGUAGGGCUCGAAUUUGCAUUGCUCAACUAUGAAAUACCAUUUGAAGCAAUGAAGACACCCCGCAAAUACAUCGGAAACAUUAAUUUCUGAAGUUUGAAUUAAAUGCAUUCAGAGAUGUUAAUAUUCACAAGGAGACUGUAAUCUCUUUUUCUGAUCAACAAGGAGACUGUAAUCUCCAUUCUCCAUUCUUCAUUUCAUGUCUCCUUGGGUUUCAUUUAUUCACUUCCCGACUGGACAAAUGAGCCCAGACAUCUAGAAACGCUCAUAUUGAAAGUACACAGAAACGGGUUUGGUCAGGCACUCAAAAGAUCAGAUCAUGAACAAAAGACCAAUAUUUUUGUUUAAAGAGAAAAGCACUCAUAUGGGAAGCCCAGGCUUCUGCAAAUUUCUCUUCCUAAAUUUAAUUUUGCUUCAACCCAAGCCAUCCCCAUCUUUCUCAAAUAUUAGAUCUGCAUGACGUCCCAAAACAUCUUCCCCCUGCAAUAGAAAAUGGCUCUAAUU
Rubroshorea leprosula is the source of this 1769-nucleotide messenger RNA. The record is from the annotation of a GenBank genome assembly. NCBI's taxonomy places the organism in Eukaryota, Viridiplantae, Streptophyta, Magnoliopsida, Malvales, Dipterocarpaceae.